AUGACUGAGUUGGAGCUUGACAGAAAGUGGGACCAGGCAAUAGCGAAUAUGGUUGUGAAGAUAGGUAAUGGCUUUGGAUUAGGACUUAUUUUCUCUCUUACCUUCUUACCUUCUUUUAAAAAAUGAAUGUGGCCAUUAGCCUUUGGUUCUGGCAUGGAAUUAGGAAUGCCCUUUUCCAACUGUCAGCACGAUUUCUAGUCUUCAUAUCUUGUACAUGGAAAAUAUGUCAAAGAGCAGGAGCAGUGA
This is a messenger RNA of Suncus etruscus (white-toothed pygmy shrew), 246 nucleotides long. RefSeq names its product mitochondrial contact site and cristae organizing system subunit 10 (gene MICOS10). The transcript has a single exon. The record is from RefSeq and is a predicted model, not a curated record. Gene Ontology annotation, cellular component: mitochondrial inner membrane; mitochondrion; MICOS complex. Lineage: Eukaryota; Metazoa; Chordata; Mammalia; Eulipotyphla; Soricidae.